AUGUCAACUGAAGUUGUCGAUGGUCCGUUUUCCUCGGAGCGCCCUUACCGCUCUCACCUCCGCCCGGCAUGUCUGGCCUGCCGGAAGCGCAAGUCUCGGUGUAACGUCGACAAGACCGCACCAACAUGUCUUACAUGUCGAGCUCACGGAACGCCUUGCGAGUUCCCUCCGUCUCCCGCCGGAUCCUCUCCGCGGCCGAAGAAUGCUUGGAGGGCUUCCCAGGCCCGUAAAUCGAGGGACCUGGGCCACCGCGCCUUGACGCCGCCGGCACCGACCUUUCCCUCGGAGACCACCCUUGUUUCCCAGGUGAGCUCGCUGGGUGUGCCCAAUGGACCUCCGGUAGUCCAUCCAGCAUCAACAUCUCCGGAGGGUGGCUUGACCCUCGGCUCUGCGGACGACAGACAUUAUGCUGAGCCCAUUGCUGGAGGCGGCGAGGACGAGGCGCACAUUGUAGGACCGGCAGACAUCGAGGACACCCAGGUGUUGGCGACGUAUCUCUCAAACGAUUCGUCCGUUCUGAAUCGAGGUAUACGUACAAGAAUAUCCGGCACCAGCCCACGACAAGAAAAUGGAGGCAGCGGUCGGAAACCAGUCGUAUUCACCACUGUUCCAAAGCAACCUCUGGGCGUCCCGAAUGAUCGUACUCCCGCGUUCUUGAAAUGCCAAAUGAUUGAGAAGCUCCUUGAGCCUCUCCUCCCUGAUGUCAUCGAGCUAUUCUUUGAGAAGCCAAACCGAUGCUUUCCCUUGCUGGACAGGCGAUCUUUCGAGAAGCGCUUCGCCGAAGACAGAGGCCACAUCUCGCCGGCCUUGCUAUCAUGUCUCUACGCCCAUACCAUGACCUACUGGGCGCAAUCUCCGUCGCUUGUGGCAAACUAUCGCCCCGACACCAGGUUUAUCUGGAAUCAAGCCAAUGACGCCCUGUACUCCGAGAUUCACCUGUCGCCGGGCAUAUCGACCCUCCUUGGCAUCAUGCUCAACGUCUCAGGGCGACCUCUUACAUCUAUCAUUGGUAACGGCAUUCAGCUGGGAUCUGCCAUCUCCCUGGCCCAUUCCCUUGGCCUGAACCGCGAUCCUUCAGACUGGGACAUCCCCGAGGCCGAGAAGCUCCUGCGCACAAAGAUAUGGUGGGCCAUCUUCGUAUACGACAAGUGGUCGAGUCUCGCGUAUGGCACCCCACCACAGCUACGGAGCGGUCAGCAUGACGUCUCCCUACCCUCGGUCGACCAGCUCUGUGGCUCUGCUGCAAGUACUAUCGACCUCAACGCUGCUUCAGUGUACCUGGCCUUCGUGGCUCUAGCGCAGUUUCUUGACAAGUACCUGGAGCGAAUCUACGAUCUCGAGAAGACGUCCACCAGUGGCCCAUGGGAUCUGGAGGUUCUGCUGACAAAAUGGGAGGACACGCUAGACGUCCAGCUGCGACGGAGGAUCAUCCGCGGCGGCGACAGCCUCGACAUGCCGGGCUCGGCAAACCUGCGUCUUGCGUACCUCUACAUCAAACUGCUCCUCCGAAAGUGGGAGCUCGACGCAGAGAAGGCUGCGAACGCCGACCACACGUCGUCGAUACCCAUGCGAUGUUACCUCGAAGUCCGCCGCGCCGCAGAAGAGAUCGUGCUCCUGGUACAGGAACUGAAGGAGCCUCAGCUUGGGGACUACUGGCUGCCGCUGUUGACGUUCGCGUUCACCUCGACCACCAAGUUUCUGCUCCGAUGCGCGUUGGAGACGGAGAACACCGUCAGCGGACUUGCGCAGAGCAUGUCGCUCAAGUUGGCCGGCGAUCUGAUUGCUGCCCUGCAGGUGCACCGCCAGAGAGCUUGGGACAUGGGCGAUCUUUGCAUCGCACAAUACUCGGAAGUCGUCAAGAAACUUGCGUCGUCAACGGCAACAGCCAAUUUCGCAGAGCAGCCAGUCGACAUGCCGGAGCUCCAGGAGUACGUUUCGACAAGCGUUCCCGAUAUCGAUGAGCUUUUCCCGAGCCUUUGGGACAUGUUUAGCACCGCUUGA
Molecule: messenger RNA, 2001 nt
Organism: Colletotrichum karsti
Lineage: Eukaryota; Fungi; Ascomycota; Sordariomycetes; Glomerellales; Glomerellaceae
Exons: 3
Coding region: 1-2001 (666 amino acids)
Biological process (GO): DNA-templated transcription
Cellular component (GO): nucleus
Molecular function (GO): DNA-binding transcription factor activity, RNA polymerase II-specific; zinc ion binding; DNA binding
Source: RefSeq, a predicted model, not a curated record